GUCUCUUUACGGAUAUAAAGGUCAAGGCGAGGAAGAUUCCAGUCAUUCCACCGAGUAAUAAUACUUACAGGAUUAUUGGAAAUAUUUGAUAUUCCCAAUACUGCAUAGUUUUUUGCUGGAAGUAUGGAUAGUCAGCAGAACCAGGAAAUACAAGCCAAGAAAUCUGUUGAUAGUACUGGGAUCUAUUUUAACCCCGAGAAAGAUACUCCAACGUACAAAAUGGUUGUUGACGGUGCGUUGAAGGAAUUGAUGGAGUUUUAUAAUGCCAAAGAGAAUGAAAACGGGUGGAAGUUCGUAGGAAAUAUAAAAGGUGUCGAAGUUCUCAGAAAGCCUGCGAGUCCUGACUUUAGUAUUUGGGAUUGCUCAAAAGGCACAAUAGAGAUUAAUGUUCCAUUGCACUUUCUGUUGUCUUAUCUUGAUAAUUUUGACAAUGUGCCUGACCAUGAUGAGAUGUUUGAUGCCGGUGAAGAGAUUGAAGUGCUAGGAGGUCUUACUAAGGUUAUCUACUUGAAGUACAAAGGCAUAUGGCCAGUCAGUCCUCGAGAUUUUUGUAGCAUAAGUGCUGUUCGCGUCUUACAAGAUGGUACAGUAACGUUUUUCACAAAACACGUUGAACAUCAUUCAUGUCCCCCUUGCAAGAAAUAUGUCCGGGGUUCGAUUCUAAUUGCCGGCGUUGUGCUCAAAGUUCUUAGCGAAGAUCCACCGCGAAUCAUGUCGACUAAUGUAGCUCAUUUUGAUUUAAAAGGUAGUGUUCCAGCCACCAUUAUUAACAUGGUCACUGCAAACCAAGGAGGACGUAUCGGAUUGAUCAAGGAAGCUGUAGAAAAAAUGUACAACGAAGAACUGGACAAUCCUGAUAGGGCGCCAUCCAAGUUCAAAAAGGACGCACUGGAAUUUGCUGAGAAAGUGAAACGGGCCAGAGAGGUUAUGGCGAAUUAAGACUGCAUAAUCAUAAGGAGUUUCCCUUUUUUAAUGCAUUGGGGUGGAAAUCAAAUUAAAAUUUUGUGAAAAUCAAA
Dendronephthya gigantea is the source of this 1016-nucleotide messenger RNA. Its product is annotated as stAR-related lipid transfer protein 5-like. Lineage: Eukaryota; Metazoa; Cnidaria; Anthozoa; Malacalcyonacea; Nephtheidae. Gene Ontology annotation, molecular function: lipid binding. The coding region runs from base 124 to 939 and encodes 271 amino acids. The record is from RefSeq and is a predicted model, not a curated record. The transcript is spliced from 9 exons.